Molecule: messenger RNA, 1765 nt
Organism: Lytechinus pictus (painted urchin)
Lineage: Eukaryota; Metazoa; Echinodermata; Echinoidea; Temnopleuroida; Toxopneustidae
Product: noelin-like
Exons: 10
Coding region: 1-1524 (507 amino acids)
Biological process (GO): signal transduction
Source: RefSeq, a predicted model, not a curated record
AUGAAAUAUCCAGUCUUUUUCGAUCCCUUUCGAGGAGGAGGCCUUGUGAGGGCAAUUAUGAUAUGUAUCUUUGUUGAAAUAUCGAACUGCAACCAAACAACACCAGAAGAUCUUGUGUCCUACAACGAGACGAUGUUUGGUGACGUCUAUAACUCAUCUCAUACAUGCCAGUGCGAGAUCACUUUCCCGCCAUUUGUCACUUGCCAGAGCUACGUAGAAACGGGAUACCCUGAGAGACUUGAUGCGGCGGAGCGGGAGAUCGCCCGACUAGGUCGUCUUCUUGAAGAUUUCAACCAGACGGUCAUCAAUCUCCAUAUCGACCUCGAGAUCACAGGAUCUCAGCUCAAUGUGACAUUGACGACAUUGCAGGGUGUUCUUGCUGGUACGGUGAUCGUCACCGUGGCCGAACUCGAGCUCGUCAAGAAAGAACUUGAUGAGAUGUCCAUCCUGCUUGACAAAAUCGAGCUUGUAGCAUCCGAGGUUCCUGAGGUCCAGCUUCUUCGAGUAGAGCUGAUUAACUUUACACUACUCAUUAGAGACCUGGAGGUAACAGGCCCCACUGAGGUCCACCAUCUGCAAUCGAAGAUUGACGAUCUGAAGGCGAAGUUAGCCGAAUGUGAACGGUCUUAUUCGACAAAGAGCGAAGAUGACAGCCUCUUCCAACCAUGGAGUGAUUUUCCAUCUCAAGAUAGUUGCGGUGACAUCAUUCACAUAUCCGAACCAUUCACUGUCAGAGGCUUAGGUAACAGAGUAGGGGCGUGGUUUCGAGACCCAAUCCGGGACUAUAUGAAGGUAUAUUACGUACCAUUCCACAAUCCAAGAUCGACUUUCCAGGUUGACCGCUUUGCUCACAUAACCGAUUUCCGUGACGGUACGGAAUAUGAGAGCCGGUACAUGCUCCCGAGCAACCUUCCAGCCCAAGGACCAGGGAUGGUUGCUUUCAAUGGAUCCCUCUACUACCAUGCACUCGAGACCAGGCAAAUCGUGAGAUAUGAUUUCGAAAAUGACACGGUUGUCAACACCAACGUAAUAUCCGACGCGGUCAUCAAUAACCGUGGUUCAUACAUGGUCCAGAGUUAUAGCGACAUCGAUUUCGCCGUCGACGAGAGCGGGUUGUGGGCAAUCUACGUUUCCGAGUCGGAUAAAACAAAGACAGCGAUUAGUCGUCUGGAUCCAGAAACACUAAACCUUGUAGAGACGUACAUGGCGCCCUUCCGUAAGAGCCGUAUGGGAAAUUGCUUCAUGGUGUGCAGGAAGCUCUACUGCCUCAGCAGCUUCUUCAGCACGGAUACCACAGUGGAGUCGGUGUAUGACACCUCGUUGGACGACUAUCGCAUCAUCAGCGUCCCCCUCGACGUCCGUUUCCAGGAUAUGACGUCAUUGGAUUACAACCCACGUGACCAGAAGCUCUACGGAUGGGACAAUGGCCAUCAGGUGGUUUACGAUCUCACCUUUGACAUACCGGAACAAACCGGUUCACAGUUGCUCCCUGCCAAUUCCAGACUUCCUUUUGAUCUCCAGUAAUCAAAAUAUAAAAUGGCGAUGGCUGGCUGGAAAAAAAAUCCCAGUCUUCCUGUUAUCAUAAUUGUCAUUGGCCCGUUUUCUGAACACUGGUUUAAUUCAAACUAAAUUUCAUUGUAAAUUUUAUUCUUGAGUUGAACUAUUGAUAGCUGAUUGCAACACUAAUUGAAUGUUGAUCAGGCAGAAACCAAAAUAGGCUAGUUGGCUUUUGGCUACUCCUACUCACGUCCCAUUUAUUAUCUUA